AUGGCAAUUCUGUUAAAAGCAGCGCAUUGCAGUCUCUCCCCGGCUGCUUCAAGCUCACGAUCGCUCCUGUAUCCUUGGUUUAAGAUGCAGCUCACAUCAUGGGUCAUUGCCACCGGCUUACUCGCUUUCACUCAGCGGGUGGCGGCUAUGCUCCCGGCAUUUGAUGCGCCCCCUGACUUCGGAUGCCCCAACGACCCCUGCAGCUCUGGCGCGGUAUGCCGUGUCCAAAUCACCAGCGGCAAGACGGCCCCGAUCAUGAUUUGCGUGCCGGACGGGACCCCUCCUGGAACAUGGCCUAAUGGAACGACAACUCUCCCGGUUGACUCCUCCACCUCCGCCUCCGUCUCUCCGUCCUCAUCUGCAAGCUCAUCUGCUGAGGGCAUAUCGACCGAGAGCUCUGAGGCGCCUUCUUCAACGGAAGAAUCCUCUUCCAGCAAGCCUUCCGGUGCUAACAAGGCAUUUCCUUCCUCCAAGACCCCUUUGCCCGAAGCAACUCCUGACGAAUUGUCCGAGGAAGCUACCUCAACUUUUGUUAGUUCGUCCGGAAAAAGUUCGACCAAGGCAAGCUCGACUGAGGAAGCGUCUAGCACCGAAGCUUCGAGCACAGAAACUUCGAGCACCGAAGCCUCAAGCACCAAGGCAUCCAGCACGGAAACGUCUACCACGGAAGCCACCAAUACUGAGACCUCCAGCACGGAAACCUCCAGCACGGAAACCUCCAGUGAUGAAACCUCCAGCGAUGAAAGCUCCACGGUGACGAGCUCUUCAUCCACUAGCUCGACGGCGAGACCAAGUUCGACCAGAAAGUGA
Clonostachys rhizophaga is the source of this 810-nucleotide messenger RNA. The record is from the annotation of a GenBank genome assembly. NCBI's taxonomy places the organism in Eukaryota, Fungi, Ascomycota, Sordariomycetes, Hypocreales, Bionectriaceae.